Sceloporus undulatus (fence lizard) is the source of this 1168-nucleotide messenger RNA. RefSeq names its product mitochondrial ribosomal protein L39 (gene MRPL39). The transcript is spliced from 10 exons. The record is from RefSeq and is a predicted model, not a curated record. Bases 93 to 1109 code for a protein of 338 amino acids. Lineage: Eukaryota; Metazoa; Chordata; Lepidosauria; Squamata; Phrynosomatidae. Gene Ontology annotation, cellular component: mitochondrion. Gene Ontology annotation, molecular function: nucleotide binding; RNA binding.
UGUCGCAGCGGCUGUUUCCGGAGGGCCCUGAAUGCCGACGCCCCUCUUGCCCUGGGUUUCAUCGGAGGAAGAAGGCGCAAGGAGGAGGCAAGAUGGUGCCUGGCUGGGUGGCUCGAGGGCUGUGGAGGGGCUGCUGCGGCUGCAGGAGGUUUGUUUCUACAGCUGCUGCUCCUCAACUUUCAACAGCUGAGAUUGCUCAGAUGCGCAAUGAACUUUUCACAAAAGAGAGAGAGAGACAGUUGUCUCUUUAUCCACGGAUUGAGAAGAUUGAAGUAAAAUAUGUUGGCAAACAUCAUCCAGGCACUUUAUUUAUAAUGAAUAAAGGGUUGUCCACACCAUAUAGUUGUGCUAUGCAUUUAAGUGAAUGGCACUGUAAGAAAUCUGUACUUGCCCUUGUGGAUGGCGAACUCUGGGAUAUGAACAAACCUUUGACUCGCUCAUGUGAAAUUCAGUUCCUUACAUUCAAAGAUGAAGAUCCAGAGGAAGUAAACAAAGCUUAUUGGCGCUCCUGUGCUAUGCUCCUUGGCUGUGUAUUAGAGCAGGCAUUUAAAGAUGAAUAUUCAGUCACCCUUAUUAGAGCUCCAGAAGUUCCAGUGAUCUCUGGAGCUUUCUGCUAUGAUGUAAUCUUGGACAGCAGGCUCGAUGAUUGGAAGCCGACUGAGGAAAGUCUUCGUUCUUUUACAAAGGAUGUUCACAGACUAAUUCACCAAGACCUUCUGUUUGAAACCCUGGAUGUUGAUGCAAAUGUGGCGCUUGAAAUAUUUCAGCAUAACAAGUACAAACGGGAUAUAGUUGAACAGAAUGCUUCACAAAAUUCUGAAGGAAUAGUAAAACUGCACAGAUUUGGCAACUUUGUAGACAUUAGUGAAGGCCCUCAUAUACCCAGAACUAGCUUCUGUCACCAGUAUGAGGUGACAACAGCUCAUAGUCUUCAAAACAGCCAGUUUGAACUUACACGGAGAUUCCAGGGUCUCUCUCUUCCAGCUGCCUUGAAGCUCCAUCAUACUAUAUGGCAUAGACUGCGGGAAAGAUCUCGGCAACUCGUCAGUGAAGACAGAAGAAAAGAGGAGAAAGACAAAAAUACUAUCUCAAAUACUGAAUCAGUCUAAGUACUUCUGAUUUACACAUGAGAAAAAAAUAGUGAAUUAAACUGACAAUUUUAAAACUA